This is a messenger RNA of Elaeis guineensis (African oil palm), 1295 nucleotides long. Its product is annotated as phosphoglycerate mutase-like protein AT74H. Lineage: Eukaryota; Viridiplantae; Streptophyta; Magnoliopsida; Arecales; Arecaceae. Gene Ontology annotation, molecular function: catalytic activity. The record is from RefSeq and is a predicted model, not a curated record.
AUGAUAGGAUAUCUCUAUCCCAGAUCCCUACCAGACUGUCGUAAACCGCGAUACUACCAUACACACGGCGAUUCGGUAACCGCCGAUGGCGGCACUCCUGGCCUCGUUGCCGCUCCCUUCUUCCUCCCCUCGCUUCCGCUGCUGCGAGGACUCUCUUCGCCACGGCCGGGCGGCACCUCCGGGCUGGUUCCCGGAGCGUGCGCCGGUGGCGGUGCCGGGGACUGUCCCCCGGCCGCGGCGCAUCAUCCUUGUCCGCCACGGCGAGAGCGAGGGAAACGUGGAUGAGAGCGUCUACACCCGGGUGCCGGACCCCAGGAUCGGGCUCACAGCUCGAGGGUGGCAGGAGGCGAAGGCGUGCGGUGUCCGGAUACGGGACCUCGUCUCCGGCGACGGCGCCGACGACUGGAAGGUCUACUUCUAUGUUUCCCCCUACCGCCGGACCCUCGAGACGCUCCGCGGCAUCGGGCUGGCGUUCAAGCCCUCCCGAAUCGCCGGGGUCAGGGAGGAGCCUCGCCUCCGAGAGCAAGAUUUUGGAAAUUUUCAAGACAGGGAGAAAAUGCGAAUUGAGAAAGACAUUCGUCUUCGCUAUGGCCGUUUCUUCUACCGUUUUCCCAAUGGGGAGUCGGCCGCUGAUGUUUAUGAUCGAAUAACAGGAUUUAGGGAGACGCUGAGGGCGGAUAUUGACAUUGGUCGCUUUCAGCCACCUGGUGAACAAUCACCAAACAUGAACAUAGUGAUAGUAUCACAUGGCCUGACUUUGCGUGUUUUUCUGAUGAGAUGGUACAAGUGGACUGUAGAGCAGUAUGAGGGCCUGCAUAAUCUUGACAAUGGGGGAAUGUUAGUUAUGCAAACAGGCAGUGGUGGAAGGUACAGCCUACUCGUGCAUCACAGUGUUGAGGAGCUUCGAGCAUUUGGUCUGAUGGAAGCCAUGCUAGAUGAUCAGAUGUGGCAAAAGACUGCAAAACCUGGUGAACUGAAUUAUAAUUUGUGGAUAAAUGGACCUCCAUUCUUUGGACAUUUUUGACUGGAAAUUUGGACUGCUGGAAAGGAAAAGGCCUUACAGUUUCUUCUGCAGCCAUAUGACUAUCAAGCUUGGAUCCUUGAAGCUUUGUCCGACACACGUUUUGCCCACCUGCGUCUGUUCCUCUCAAUAGUGAUUGGAAUUGCCCUGACAGAUGUCUUGAAGCACAAAAAUUCAUAAUUUUGUAAAGUAUAAAAAAAUAAAUGUCGCAAUGAGAAAUGCUGUAAUGAAAUCCUUGUUGCAAUCUACUGGUGUUUUGUAUAUUUUCAACAUA